AUGGAAGGAUGGCUUAUACGAUCGAGAGAACGCGGCAUGCAUUUUCCACCGUUUAAGUCGAAAUGGGUUCGCCGGUACUUUGUCUUACGAAUUUGUGACAAGAAGCUGGGAACGUAUGUGCUCGAUGAAUUUCGAAAAGAAGAUAAGAGGCGGCUUAGAAAGUCGCUUGAUCUCGUCCGCUGUGUCCAAAUCGAUUCUCAUUUGCAAUUAGCGGAUUCCUCUUGGACAUCGUCUGAAAAGAAAACACCACUUUACUUUGUGUCAGAAUCUGAGGAGAAAAUGAAGGACUGGGUGUAUAACCUAUGCCGUGCUUGUCGUUUGGAAAAGGAAACUGAUGAAGACAGUACUUCCUUCACGCAGCAGCAUCCAUCUCACGUAGAAGAAGUCAAGAAGAACUCAGCUACAUUCGAGAAACUUCCGAAAUCACAGCGCUCAAAACGCCAUGUACCUUCAUCUGCAGCGGCAAGAAAGAGCAGUCAUCAACGGCGACAUCGAAGAACGGAUUCCUUGGAAAGACCUCGGGCAUCAUCAUCUGCAUCAGCGUGCUCUUCUGUAACGUCAGGCCAUCCUAGUGACGAGGGAGACGAUGACUCAACAAGUUGUAUUUCACAGCUGAGCAAUCUUUCAUGCGGACCACCGGUCCCACCAAGGACACGUCUAGGUCCACAAUACUCUUCUGCAUCUUCCUCUACUGGUGUUCCGGACCACCUAUCUCACAUGGGCUCUCCUAAGACUCGCAGCGUGAUUAGUGAAACCAUGGAGAACGACAGCAGCGGUGAAACUAUCAAAUUGCAUGGAGUUGUUCCGUAUGCAAACUCAGAAGGCGGCUUUCGCUUUGGAUCAGGUUUCCUGCCUCCAGCGGUAGACCGGUCGAACAAACCUGCCAAGUUGCGACUCUACGAUUACGAGGAGGAAAAGGUUCCAGAGGAAAUGACCAUACAUGGUUAUAAUAAGUGA
Molecule: messenger RNA, 957 nt
Organism: Ostertagia ostertagi
Lineage: Eukaryota; Metazoa; Nematoda; Chromadorea; Rhabditida; Trichostrongylidae
Source: the annotation of a GenBank genome assembly